AUGAAUGUCACGAAACAUCCUCGGGACAAUCCCUCACUGGAAGAACUAGCAGAUGUGAUUCAAAGAUCCCUCGAGGCCAACUUCGCCCAUGCAACUGCGAGCGUCGUGCAGUGUCCAGACCUGCGCCAGCCACCCUUCAACCUUGCUGCCCCGGGUCUUUCAGGAAACCCAUGCAUAGCAGAUAUUGGCGGACAGCCCAAUCUGUUUCCAACGCCUAAUUUCAAGGCAAAAUACUCUCUUCUCGCCAUGGCGAAGGACAUGCAAAUGUCCCCGGCGGAAGGAUUUCUUCUCGGUGCCGGAGCGGCCCCGUUUCAAGACAUUGGCCAUAAUGCCGAGCUGGCACCUAAUAUUUCCUGGAAAUCGAAAACGGAGUCACCGGACUUGGAAGAUUCUAGUUCCAUCACUAUAAACAAUAUGACUCGUGUUAUUGAAGUGAAGCAGGGUGGUUCCCCAUCAUGCGCAACCCUUCCAAGCACAAACUGCGCCCUGAUGAUGAACCUCUAUGGAUCCAACGGCCACACCGGGCCAGUCCUGAGAGUGACCGGUCGAGGACGAAUUGGCGAACUAAACUUCACGAAUUGCAUCCGGCUAGGUCUCAACUCGGUUUACGGGGACUCACACCCAAUUAGCCUGGGUGGCGCAUUCCUAUUGAAAUCAGGAAAAGCCAAGUUUCACGUUAUGCCUGAUUUCCCUGCGCCGGAUAGGCUACCGUUCCGAGACCGUGCUCAGCUGGAAAAAGAGUGGCUCACUUAUCAUGUUUUUGAUGCUCCGGUGGUAUGUUUGACUGUAAUGCAUAGUGCUGACCCUGAGGGCCUGGGGCUGAGAAUGGAACACACGCAUUGUUUUGAUGCCGAGGAGGGGAAGAAGGGAGGGCAUUAUCAUUAUGAUGUUAUGGAUGGGGAGGAGGUGGAGUAUGAGGCGUAUUUGCAUCCUGCUGGAGUUUUGUAUCGGAUUGAUCAACCGGUGCCUUAG
Penicillium atrosanguineum is the source of this 972-nucleotide messenger RNA. RefSeq names its product N-acetyltransferase GNAT family. Gene Ontology annotation, cellular component: nucleus. The coding region runs from base 1 to 972 and encodes 323 amino acids. The record is from RefSeq and is a predicted model, not a curated record. Gene Ontology annotation, molecular function: zinc ion binding; hydrolase activity, acting on ester bonds. NCBI's taxonomy places the organism in Eukaryota, Fungi, Ascomycota, Eurotiomycetes, Eurotiales, Aspergillaceae. The transcript has a single exon.